Messenger RNA from Danaus plexippus (monarch butterfly), 942 nucleotides. RefSeq names its product meso-2,3-butanediol dehydrogenase-like. Lineage: Eukaryota; Metazoa; Arthropoda; Insecta; Lepidoptera; Nymphalidae. The record is from RefSeq and is a predicted model, not a curated record. The transcript has a single exon. The coding region runs from base 57 to 806 and encodes 249 amino acids.
UGAAGACAAUACAAAAUAAGGCAGUGUUUCAAAACGUUUAUGAUUUAUCUUUCAGCAUGAGUUUCAAUAAUAAAGUAGUGUUGGUGACCGGAGCCAGCUCUGGUAUCGGAGCUGCUGCGGCGGAGGCGUUCAGUUCAGAGGGAGCUCAGGUUGUGAUGGUUGGACGUAACGAGACCAAGCUGUCGGCCGUGGCUGCGAAAUGCAACAAACCUUUCGUCAUACGAGCUGAUGUCGCUAACGAUGAUGACGCGAGAAGAAUUAUCGAUGAAACCAUAAAAAAAUUCGGUAAACUAGACGUCCUGGUGAAUAACGCGGGCAUGGGUAGCAACACAGCUACUCUUCUCGAAGGGGACAUCAUGAAAGAUUACGAUAACUUAAUGAGUGUCAAUCUGAGAGCAGUGGUCCAUCUGACGAAGCUGGCUGCACCGCAUUUGAUAAAGACAAAAGGUAACAUCGUCAAUAUAUCAAGCAUUGCUGGAACCUUGACUCCAGUUAUACCCACUACUAUAAUCUACUACGUGACUAAAGCCGGCUUGAACCAUUUCUCUGCAUGUGCAGCUUUGGAAUUGGGUCGUGAAGGUGUCCGGGUGAACACUGUCAGUCCAGGCCCAGUCCAGACAGAUUUUUUUACCAAUUCCAAAUACGAGCUGCAACAUUCUUUUAUUAAAAAAAAUACUAUUCUUAAUCGCAUAUCCGAAUCGGAGGAAAUAGCGGACUUGGUUUUAUUCCUGGCUAGCGACAAAGCCAAAGGAAUUACUGCUUCUAACUUCGUGAGCGACAAUGGAGCCAUCGCUUGUCGUAAUUAGAUUUUAAUUUCUAUAUUCCGGUAACGAAUAUUUUUCACAUUGUUCUUUUUCCUUAAACAUUAUUCAGUUUUGUUGUAUUUUAUCAUAUAUGUACUAUUUUCAUAAGGGAUUUUUAAUAAAAAUUCAUUUUUCAAAC